CGAUCAAGCAGCUGCAAUAAUGGUUCGAUUGCGUCCAUUUGCCACCACGAUCCUUGUGAUCCUGCUGGGCUGGAGUGGCUACACUCCCAGCACAGCCAUUCGCCUGGCGCAGCUCAGUGACCAGCAGCUGGAGUGGAUUUCGCAGUCGCGAGGCGGAGCCAACUUGCAGAACCGCGUGAUCGACGGCCAGGAUGCGGAGUUGGGCGAGGCCAAGUACCAGAUAUCGCUGCAGGGCAUGUACGGCGGUCACAUAUGCGGCGGAUGCAUCAUUGACGAGCGCCACAUCCUGACGGCGGCCCACUGCGUCUACGGGUACAAUCCCUCGUACCUGCGCGUGGUCACGGGCACUGUGCGCUGGGCCCAGCCGGAUGCCAUGUACUUCGUGGAGGAGCACUGGAUUCACUGCAACUACAACAGUCCCUCGUACCACAACGACAUUGCCCUGAUCCGACUGAACGAUACGAUCAAGUUCAAUGAGUACACCCAACCGGCCGAACUGCCCACUGCUCCGCUGGCCAAUGGCACGGAGCUGCUCCUCACGGGCUGGGGCUCCACGGUCCUCUGGGGCGACACCCCCGAUGUCCUGCAGAAGGCGUACCUCACCCACGUGGACUACCCCACUUGCCAAGAGAUAAACAACCGUGAUCCGCUGAACGGACCCUGCCACGUCUGCACCCUGACGAACGGCGGACAGGGUGCUUGUCACGGCGACUCUGGCGGUCCGCUGACCUGGAAGGGCAUCCUCUACGGCCUGGUCAACUGGGGCUACCCCUGCGCCGUCGGUGUUCCGGACAGCCACGCCAACGUCUACUACUACCGUGAAUGGAUCAUUAGUAUGAUUUCGGGGCGCUGCAGCACCUGCCACUGCUACGCCAGCAACUAUGCCAGCCGGUGAUUGAAACGCUUUAUUUCAAACUCUUUUUUUACAUAGGGCUUCAGUUUUUCUUUAUUCUCCUCUGUUUAAUACAUAAAGUUUUGAUAAACAUUA
This is a messenger RNA of Drosophila elegans, 988 nucleotides long. RefSeq names its product chymotrypsin-2. The record is from RefSeq and is a predicted model, not a curated record. Bases 20 to 895 code for a protein of 291 amino acids. Gene Ontology annotation, molecular function: serine-type endopeptidase activity. Gene Ontology annotation, biological process: proteolysis. The transcript has a single exon. Lineage: Eukaryota; Metazoa; Arthropoda; Insecta; Diptera; Drosophilidae.